Molecule: messenger RNA, 2456 nt
Organism: Mollisia scopiformis
Lineage: Eukaryota; Fungi; Ascomycota; Leotiomycetes; Helotiales; Mollisiaceae
Product: WSC domain-containing protein
Exons: 8
Coding region: 248-2371 (707 amino acids)
Source: RefSeq, a predicted model, not a curated record
GUUCAAAAAACAGCUGAUGUGCCAAUGAUUUUGUCUUCUCCUUUUCCUUCUUCUCAGCCUGUUGACACGCGAGACUUCCACCUAGAAGUCUCAUUUGCGUUGAUUUGGCAACGGUCGUUUUCACCAUUUCUGUUUUUAUAUGCACUCAUCGUGAGCGACAUUCGUUGGAAUUAUCCCUCGUUAAUAAUCAUCCAGACAUUGGUUUGCUCGUGAUCGUAGUCAGAUCCUCUAAUUGAAGCCUUUAAUAAUGCUACGAGACCUUGGCCUUGCCUUUGGGGCAACUUUCUUCAUAGCCCAGCUCACGGGUUGCUAUGCCCUGAAUAUCAAUCACAGAGCCGCCGCUGCUUCCUCGGCUGCACCAGCUAUUCAAACAACUGGCUUGCCAACCAAUUGGGAAUACAAAGGAUGCCUCCAAGAUAACAUUGCUUCCACUCAAGAUGCCAAUGAGCUUUUGGCGACAUUCCCGUAUCAAGUCGCCCUGACGAACAACACUCCCGUCGCGUGCAUUGAGCGAUGUCUAGAAUAUGGAUACAAUGCAGCUGGCCUAGAAUAUGGCUCACAGUGCUUUUGUGGAGACGUUGAAAACAUCUACGUAGCAUCGGCACCGAGUACAACCACAGACCCAGAUGAUGUCCAAUACUACACCCGAAGUGCCACACCACAAAUCGUCGCAGAUUCUCAAUGCAACUCGGUCUGCUCCGGUGACAGCGCGUACCUUUGCGGAUCCGGUAAUCUGUUGACCUACUACGCGAGCACCGUUCCGCUCCUGACCUGGGACUUUCCUGCCGGAACAGAUGCCGGGGAGUAUAGUCUGUUGAUAGGUGGAGUGGUUGUACCCCUGAUCACCUCACAAGUCGUGACUGGCAAAGUUACGUUUGUCGAGAAGUACGGGACUGGUGAGCCGAAUGGAACGGGAGUCUAUGAGCUUGAUUUGACGGAGAUUAACAACUUCACUGCUGCUUGGAGGACUAUGAAUGGACUCCAGACUGACGUGUUCUGUGCUGCUGGGCUUACUUUGCCCGACAAGGCUGGAAGGCAGCUUACUGUUGGAGGAUGGGCUGGACAGUCCAACUUUGGUGUGAGGCUCUACACGCCUGAUGGGUCUGCGGGAGUUAAAGGCACGAAUGACUGGGACGAAGAUGCUGGUGUUCUCUCCUUACAAGUACCACGCUGGUACCCUUCCAUCAUGCAGAUGGCGAAUGGUUCUAUAAUGAUAAUUGGAGGAGAAAUUGGUGACAACGAAGCUGAGGAACCUACCCUCGAACUCCUCCCGGCGACUGGAGUGCCAGACUCAAGCACCACUAGUGGAUACUCGAACACCACCGUCUACUUAGAGUUUCUGGACCGCACCCAACCCUUCAAUCUCUACCCCUUCGUCUGUGUCGUUCCUUCUGGAAUCUUCAUCGCCUACUACAAUGAAGCGCGAAUUCUGGACGAAGUUACGUUCGAAACUGUCAAAACGUUGCCGAACAUGCCUGGGGCUGUGAACGACGACACUGGCGGGCGCUCAUAUCAACUGGAGGGUAGCAUGGUGUUGUUGCCGCAGUACGCUCCAUACACGGAGAACUUGGGUGUUUUGAUUUGCGGUGGUUCUACAUCGAACGGUGGAUAUCCUAUUGACAAUUGCAUUUCUACGAGACCGGAAGAUGAGGGUGCGACUUGGACCAUUGAGAGAAUGCCCUCACGCCGUGUGAUGCCGUGCAUGGCUGGUCUUCCCGACGGAACUUAUGUCAUUGUCAACGGUGGUCAACACGGAUAUGCUGGCUUCGGCCUCGCAGGUGUGCCAAACUACAACGCCAUCCUCUACGACCCAUCUAAACCAGCCAACUCUCGCAUGAGCGUUAUGGCAAAUACCACAGUCGCGCGUCUCUACCACUCAGAAGCUAUCGUUCUUCUCGACGGCCGUGUCAUGAUCUCUGGCUCCGAUCCCACAGGUGACUACAACCAACCAUCUGGAGUAUGGCCCGAGGAGUACCGCGUUGAAGUGUUCUCCCCACCAUACUUACUCUCUGGUCUCGCGCGCCCAGAAUACACAAUCGAGAACACAGAUUGGGCGUAUGGAGAGACAGUCACAAUCACCGUGACUUCUGGCACUGCUUCUUCAAUCUCAAUGCUUGGAUCUGUGGUCACGACUCACGGGAAUGCCUUUGGCCAGAGAACAAUCUUCCCUGCCUUCUCGUGUGAUGGUACUACUUGCAAAAUUACGGCACCUCCAAGUGCACAUGUGGCUCCCCCGGGAUGGUUCAUGCUCUUCGUUCUAGACGGUCCGACACCGUCUGUCGGACAAUUUAUUCGCAUUGGUGGUGACCCAGGGAAAAUCGGGGAUUGGCCCGCGAACAUUCCGAACUUCCAACCGCUUCCUGGAGUCUAAGUCAGUUAGAUAGUAUUUCGGUCUGUGUCAGAGAAUCACGCACUGUGAUGGUGAUAAUGCGAGGAUCUUGAAUGUGGACUAAUAG